Molecule: messenger RNA, 687 nt
Organism: Homarus americanus (American lobster)
Lineage: Eukaryota; Metazoa; Arthropoda; Malacostraca; Decapoda; Nephropidae
Exons: 1
Coding region: 1-687 (228 amino acids)
Molecular function (GO): protein dimerization activity
Source: RefSeq, a predicted model, not a curated record
AUGCUGAAGUCCUUGGAAUGUUUUGUACGAGAAAAAAGAGAUUGCUUCCAUGUUUAUGAGAAGAAGGGAAGGGAAAUGUCAGAAACUGGGGACUAUUCACAGACACGCAAGCGUCAACGUAAUGUACGACUCAAUCCAAUGGAUUAUGGACGAUCAGAAGAAGCAGCCCUCUCACAGUCAGAAAAAUUUCGGGUUCAGAAUUUCCUUCCAGCAAUUGAUCAGUUCCUGAGUACACUGGAUCAACGGUUAAAGGCCUAUGAGGAAACUUGUUCAAUUUUCGGGUUCUUGUCUAAACUGGAGUCAAUGAAUUGUGACGAAAUUGAAGCAGCUGCAGCAAAAUUGGUUGCUGAGUACAAAAAUGAUUUGGAUCAAACACUUGGAGUUGAACUUGUGCAGUUUACAGCAUUCUUCACUCAAUUUCUUGAAGACGAAGAUGAUGAGAAAGGGAGGGCACAUUACCUUUACAAGCUGUUGAUAGACAGGAAAGUUGUAGAUACAUUUCCAAAUGUUGAAAUAAUGCUACGGAUGUACUUGGUGCUCAUGGUCACAAAUUGUUCUGGAGAACGUUCUUUCAGUAAAAUGAAGUUUAUUAAAAACAGACUUCGCACUACAAUGUGUCAAGAUAGGCUCAGCCACCUGGCUUUGAUGUGUAUCGAAUAUGACAUCCUCAGAGAGAUUGACUUCUAA